This is a messenger RNA of Cricetulus griseus (Chinese hamster), 552 nucleotides long. The record is from RefSeq and is a predicted model, not a curated record. Lineage: Eukaryota; Metazoa; Chordata; Mammalia; Rodentia; Cricetidae.
AUGCAGAACAGGACUGGUCUAAUUUUCUGUGCCCUCUCCCUCCUCACUGGCUUCCUGAUGAUCUGCUUGGGGGGCUUCUUCAUCUCCAACUCCAUUUUUCACUCUCAGAGGAACCUGGUCAUAGCCUACGUGCUUCUGCCUAUGGGGUUUGUGAUCCUUCUGAGUGGAAUUUUCUGGGCCACUUACCGACAAGCAAAUGAAAACAAAGAGAUGUUCAACCAUGUGCUCAGACAGCACCUUGCUUCUCAGGACCUGCUCCUGACCACAAUAGACAGGCCCAACUUUUACCCCCCGGCUUAUGAAGAAAGCCUGGAUGCUGAGAAACAGACCUGCCCUGCAGGCGGGGGGUUCCUGGAAUUUCCUCCUCCUCCAUACACAGCGACAAGCCUUGAACUUGAAGAUGAAAAUGAGCCACAACCAGAGGCCCCACCGUCCUACCAGGAGAGCACCGCAGGCACGGUGGUUACAGUGAAGGCACAGGAUGCUGUGGGGCCAAGCACAGUGCUGAAGGCAGGGCCUGCUCUCCAGCACUCAGGACUCCCCAGCUGCUGA